UUUCCAUCCAUCCGCACCUUCGUAUCCUCCUCAGUCGUGCGUCAAAAUGGCAGGGCCUGACAAGCCAGACAAGGCCGGCAGUGCUGCAGCUGAAGGCUCGUCAUCAAAAGACAGCAGCAAUGCGCAACGCUUCACGCCCGUCCAAUCGUCAUCCACCGAAGACAAUGCAGCCCCUCCUACCUCGACAUCCUCCUCAUCCCUCACCACCUCGGUAGUGAUCGAGUACCUCCGCACGCGCGGAUUUGAGCGUAGUGAGCAAGUGCUCAAAGCCGAGCUUGAAGCUCUGGCUGCGGGAAAGAGCCCUGAAGAGGCUCAGGCUGCCGGUGUUGCCGCGGGUGGGACUCCGUACGCUCGGACGCUGAGCAUGGGCGAGCUGGCUAGCAAGAGCGCGCCGCGUGAUCUGGCCGGGGCUGCCGCUGGAGAGAAAGGCCAAGCAUCAGGAGCAGGAGGAGCAGCCAACCCUGGGCCCCUCGAGGUGCUAGCAGCCGACGCUCUCAAGAUCGACCGAACGGACCGCACAAGAGGGUUCGGCAUGGUCCGCAAUUGGUGCCAAGGUGGGCUGGACGUGUACCAAGCCGAGCUGCGACCCCUUCUCCUGCCGCUCUUUGUUCACUCCUACCUCGACCUGGUCGAGAUGGGAUUAGAUGCGGCAGCCGCCUCCCUCCUGGCCCUGCACGGGGACUCGCUCCUCCCUCUUCACCCAGGCCUCCUCGCCCAUCUGCGCUCUGUUACACGCCGCGUCCAUAUGGGCGCCGAUGAGCUCGUACAGCGCUUCAGAGCCGAGCGGUAUGUCCUCAAGAUGAGUCAGACAGUAUUCGGCCUCCUCCUUGGCUGGCUGACCGAUGGGACUGGCCCCGUAGCGUCCGCGGGGGCGGGUGAGGGAGUAGGGGGAAACGAGGCUGAGCCACCUGCAACUCGGGGCAGGUUGGCGAUGCUUCGCAUCAUCAAUGAGCGAUGUAGAAUCCAGGUUCUGAGGGCGAAACCGUAUGAGUUGACGCCAGAGAUGCUUGAGGAGGGGACAGGCUUGACGAGCGCGGGGCCUUCGUACUCUGCUGUUGGCACUGGCCCUGCGGGAGGUAGCAAGCGUGGUGCAGCAUCAACCUCAUCGACGGGCGCAUCCCGUGACUACCCAGCCUUGCAAUCCGCAGCCGUCUCGCAAGGAGGAGACGCCAUCGCUGAAUUUAAUGCGAAGAAUGCGGGGCCGCAGCUCAAGUUGGGACCCAAGUUCCCGCUGAGCGAGAGGUUGGCGGACGAAGUGCAGCGCGAGGCUACGGAGGAGGUAAGAGACGAAGAGGAGGAGCGCAAACAGAGAGAGAAGAAGGAGAGAGGCACUUCACCUCCCGCUGAGAAAGGGCAGAAGGACGGAGAGCAGAUGGAUGGGGUCGAAACGUCAACAGCAGACAAGCAGGGCGAGAACGACACAAGUGAAUCUCCACGUAAGCGCUCCAAGUCAAAGGAAGCCACACCCGCCCGAGCAAGUCGAGCAGGUACGGGCACACCUGCCCCAGGUGCAAAGGCGUCAGGCUCAGUCGCGCCGCAGUCAGGCAAGGACAAGGGAGGCGCCACGAACCUUGGUGGUGAUGAGGACGACCGUAGCGAUCUUAUCCAACCUACAGUCGCCGACCUGCCCCCACAAGCCCCACUGUUCCGCAGCGUGGACAUCAUGCGAGAGGUGGCCAAGCUACGCGAUGCCCGCAAAAGUCUCCGGAUCGACCCAUCUCUCCCGGCAUCAUCCUCCUCCGGUAGCACAACAACGCCAUGGAUGCGUCGCGCUGCCCUUCCGAGCAUCUGCGCGUACACCUAUCACGAUGUGGGCGACGCGGGCUUGACGUGCUCCACCUUCUCCGAGGACACGACUUUGAUGGCCGCCGGCUUCGAGGAGAGCUACGUGCAGAUUUGGAGCCUGAAGGGGGAGCCCUUAGCAGGCUUGAGGGGGGAUGUGCACCUUCCCGACGUGAGGGAUCGAACUAGCUUGGAGCGACAGAGGGUCAAGGUGAAGCGCCAAAGACCAAAUGGACAAGAGGACGAAGGGGAGGACCCGGCGUACUUGAGCACCCGCAAGCUGAUCGGCCAUUCCGGACCGGUCUACUCACUCUCAUUCGACAACGUAGGCGGGACGGCCUCAGCGCCGCGCACCCUCCUCUCAUCUUCGGCAGACAGCACCGUCCGCCUCUGGUCCAUGGACACGCUCAGCGCACUCGUCUCCUAUCGGGGUCAUCAGGGCCCAGUCUGGAACGUGGAGUACUCCCCUUCGAGCAUCUACUUCGCCACAGCAGGAGCGGAUAGGACAGCAAGACUGUGGAGCACGGAGCGCGCUCACGCUUUGAGGAUGUACGCGGGACAUCUAAGCGACGUCGACUGUCUCUCCUUCCACCCGAACAGCCUCUACCUGGCCACUGGAUCAAGCGAUCGCACUGCAAGGCUGUGGGACGUACAGCGCGGGGCUUGCGUGCGCCUAUUUGUCGGCCAUUCUAGCCCGGUAGGCUGUGUUAAAGUCUCCCCCGAUGGUCGCUACCUUGCGACAGCGGGGAGUGGCAACGGUGGUGGCUCAGGGCUAGGAGCGGCUUCAGGAGAGGAUGAGGCGAGCAUCUCCCUCUGGGAUCUCGGAUCGGGUCGAAGGAUCAAGAAGAUGUGGGGCCAUCAGGGGAGGAUCAACUCGCUCGACUUUACCGCUACGGGCAACGUCCUGAUCUCGGCUGCCGACGACUGUACAGUUCGCUGUUGGGAUGUGCGCGGUACCGGUGGGGCAAAGGGCGCUUCAGCCAGCCCUGAGGAUGGCGAUGUAGCGGGAAUCUCAAACGGUGGAGCAGGAGGAAACGGCGUUAUUCCCGGCUCGGGUGUGCGAGUCGAGGAUGCCAGCGCUGACUGUGUCGCUACUUUCAGGACGAAGCGCACCCCGAUGGUGGAUGUGAGGGUCACGCCGAGGAACCUUUGUCUGGUGGCAGGCGCGUACGAUGCUGGGCCGCUGAGUGGGAUGGAUGGGGAGAUGUAAUGAUGGAUGGUAAACACGUGUAGAUUAGAGAGAAGAGGGAAUAAAAGCAAUGUACAUUGUGACCCCUCUCGCUCAUCAUGCCGUCCACCCUAGCCGAUCGAAUAACGCCGGCAGUGGCCCUGCGGCAACAAAUCCGAUCGCAGUGUAGACGAGCACCUUGGUCAGCACAUCAACAUCGUAAUGCUUGACCUCCGUUGAACCGCUCUUGUUCGCCUGCUGAGCCGCUUCUUCCUGCUUGAUGCGCUCCUCCUCGCUCAAGUUGGCAGCCAGUGUAUUCGCGACUUUGUCUGAUGGUAGCUCGGUGC
This is a messenger RNA of Jaminaea rosea, 3297 nucleotides long. RefSeq names its product WD40 repeat-like protein. Lineage: Eukaryota; Fungi; Basidiomycota; Exobasidiomycetes; Microstromatales. Gene Ontology annotation, cellular component: transcription factor TFIID complex. The coding region runs from base 47 to 2992 and encodes 981 amino acids. The transcript has a single exon. The record is from RefSeq and is a predicted model, not a curated record. Gene Ontology annotation, biological process: transcription initiation at RNA polymerase II promoter. Gene Ontology annotation, molecular function: RNA polymerase II general transcription initiation factor activity; protein binding.